Entelurus aequoreus (snake pipefish) is the source of this 3086-nucleotide messenger RNA. RefSeq names its product B-cell receptor CD22-like. Lineage: Eukaryota; Metazoa; Chordata; Actinopteri; Syngnathiformes; Syngnathidae. The record is from RefSeq and is a predicted model, not a curated record. The coding region runs from base 1 to 2145 and encodes 714 amino acids. The transcript has 12 exons.
AUGAGUCUGAAGACAGGGUUUGUGGUCCUCCUUCUCUGCAUGCCAGGGCUGCUCAGUGCUGAGUGGGGGGGGACCUACACUGAGAAGGAGAUCUGUGCAUUUAAAGGAUCCACUGUGAAGCUUCAGUGCUCCUUUAAGUUCCCGCCCACACAAGAUGGGCGUGUGAUCAAGGUCAAGGAAACAUUUUGGUUCACCAAAGAUCCAAAUGAAGAUCUGAGAUUGGACCCUCAGUACUUUGGUGGUGUGCAGUCUGAGUGUCAUGGCAACAUCUGCAGUCUGACCAUCGCAGACGUGAGACGGAGUGACGAGUACACGUUCAGAUUCACAACUAACCAUUCCAGAGGAGACUUCAUCGUCACUCCUGGUGUCAACGUGACCGUCACUGAUCUGAAAGUACAAGUGCCCUCAAGUUCCAAUGUUAUUGGGCAAACUCAUUGGUUUGAUCUGAAGUGUGUCAGCACCACUUGCAGUCCUUGGUCUCCUUCUUCAUACAUCUGGUAUAAGAAUGGAAAGGAAAUCCAAAAUGAAAAGUCCCAAGUGUACACAGUAGAGCAUGACUACAUAAACAGUUACUCCUGUGCUGUAAGAGGACACGAGCAAGCUGCGUCUCCUCCAGAGUGUACGUACAGGUCAUGUAACAAGGUGGUUUACUACAAGAGACACAUCUGUGCCAUCCAAGGAUCAUCAGUGGACAUUAAAUGUGAACACACGAGCUAUGGAUAUACCCAGAAAAAAUUCUGGUACCGUACGGAUUCUAGUCACUGGAGGAAUCCCUCCAUGACUGAAGAUCUCUGGUCAGACCCUCAGUAUGAAGUUCGUCUUGAGUUACCUUCAGAGACUUCUGGAAAUAGCACACUGAGAAUAAAAAAUGUGAGGCAGAAUGAUUCUGCUGAGUACCGCUUCAAAUUCACCACUUCUGGUUUUAAAUGGAGGAGUAUUUUACCUGGAACCACCUUGACAGUAGCAGCUGUGCAGGUGCAGGUGAUGUCAGUCACAGUUGAAGAUUCUCACCUUGUUGCACAAAUGUUGUGUCACACAAGCUGCCUUCUAGAAGCUACUUUGUCUUUUGUGUGGCAGCACAAUGGAAAGUAUAUAAAUCAUGGAACCAAAGUAGAAGUCACCUUGUCACCUGGAGACUACAUCACCUGUGCUGCACGACAUCAUCAACAUAUCAGCAUCUCUCCUCACCUGUAUGUUCUGAAAAGACCCUCAGUGUCUCUGAGUCAUACUGGUGACAUAUUGGAGGGUCGUCCACUGACACUGACCUGCUACAUCGACAACUUCAACUACUCCUCAGCAACAGUUGAUUACUGCUGGUACAACAAGAAGAAGAAUGUGUCUUCAAAAGUUAGAGUCCUCAAAAAAGAUCGACAACUGGUCUUCAAGUCCAUCAAGUCUUCAGACUCAGCAGAGUAUUGGUGUACUGUGGAGAACCAGCUGGGGAAGAAGACAUCAGAACCCGUCUUCAUUGAUGUCCACUAUCCUCCAAGACGGCCCUCUUUGUCCGUCAGUCCGUCUGGUGUCAUUGUUGAGGGACAGUCGGUGAAUCUGACCUGCAGCAGCAAUGCUAACCCGGCCGCCAACUACACCUGGUACAAGGACAACCAAUUUCUAACCCAAAAAAAAAAAAAUCGUUACAGUUUGACCCCCAUCCGACCUGAAGAUGCUGGAACAUUCCACUGCAUGUCUGAGAAUAAACAUGGACGUGUCAACUCUUCAUCAGUCGUCAUAAACGUCCAACGUUACUGGGUCCUCACAAUGGCUGCAGCUGUGGGCUCAGUCGUUGUUCUGGUGGUCCUGGUUCUCACCGCCUUCCUGGUGUUGAGGAAAAAGAGGCAAUCAAAGAAGUCCAACGCCCAGUACGUCCGAGGAGGAACCUUCUAUCUGAACAGCCUGAGUUCUACUUGUGAGUCCAGGGCGGGCGCAGCUGGUGGCGAGGCUCCAAACCAGGAGAGGAAUGAAGUCGUCUAUUCUCAGGUCUGCUUCGCCAAUUCGAGCGACGGUCCCGUCGACGCCAGCACCACGCCAGUCGUGCCCCUCAGACGCCUGGUGGAGGAGGAGAAAGAUGGGUUGGUGUACGCCACAGUUAAAAAUUGCGUCUCUGGGCCGAAACCACAAGGGGGCGCUGGUGAGAACCUCAACUGAUGAAGACGCCCAACGCAGUAGGGAUGGAUGCAGCUUCUGAAUUGUUGCUCGUCUUUUCACUUUUUUAGGGAAUGAAUCAACCUCAGGCCCAGCAGGACUCACAUUCAAAUAAUCCAAAUAAAUAUAGUAAAUACAUGAAUAAAUAAACCGCCGCAUCUCGCUUCUAAGUUUGCAGCUUCACUCCCUGGCAGAUUUUUUUAAAGCAUGUUUUACUUCUUUUUGGCCUGUAAUACGCAUUUUCCAGCAUAAACAUGGCUGAAUUAAUUAAAAAAGAUCACUACUACAGUAUUAAUGGCCACUAGACAAGACCAAACCAAUCAGAAUGCACGGUUCAGUAUCGUGGCCAAUGAUUGGCUCAGCCUCAGCCAGCAUUACUAGAUUGUAUCAAAGAAAUGAACAAGUGACAAAAGGGUUUUAUACCAUUUUGGGGGUGUUCUAAUAAUGUUUAAAAAACAUUUUUAGAAGGUCAGAAACAGUUUUUGUUUAUUCGCAAGCUAGGAAAAUAUUUAUAAUAUAGACUUGGCGGUAAUUAAUUUACCAGGACCAAUUGCCAGUGAUAAAUGAGGGUUCACUUGACUAGGAUUGUGUAUUCAAAUGCAUGUCAACACACUUUGAAAAGUUGUUUUACUUCAACAAGUGAAAUGUUUCAGGGAUGCUUUUCAAUGCUGAUAAUUAUAGUUUCAUAAAGGAAAAUAGAAAUUUAGUAGAUCAUAAAAUGUAAACAAUCGUCAAAAAGAUGAUCGUAAACGACUGAUUUGUGCUCCAAUCAGCAGAUGAGCUUCCUGAGCCUCGUCUUAAUUGAAAUAUGUUUGCAUGUUAUUCUCAUUAUUUCUCAUUAUUUCAUUAUUAUUAUAACAUCAAAAUGUUUUUACUGUACCACUAUCUGUGUAUUUUAUCAUUUUAUUUUAUUGUAUUGAUUUGUUUUUAUGUUUUAUUAAAUU